UUUAUUUUGAUUCACACAGCUUGUAUUGUCGGUAGGUAGAAGAAGACACUAAAUAAAAUUACAGCUAAGUGGGUACGUAUACGAUCAAUUGGGAUGUCGACCAGUCUGAAGAAAACUCCAGAGAUAAUUCAGCAUGUUCAAAGGUUGAAUAAAAUAAGCAUCAAACAAAACUUAGCCUCAGAACACAGUCAGAUUCAAGGAACAUAUAUAAUAGAUUAUGAUGGCACCGAUGGAGAAGAGGCAAUAAUUGUUACAGAAAGUAAUAAUGAACUAGCUACAGAUAAGUUUAUUUGUUUAAAAGCUGACAACGGAAUGCUACUGAUUGAAGGAGAGCUUGAAAGUCAGAAUUGUGUUAGAAAUAUUCUGAAAGUGUUUAGUCCGGCUGGGUUUGAGAUGGGAAGUGUGAGAAAAGGGAUGUUUGAUUUAAACUCGCCAUAUGAUAUUUGUGGCGGCAAUUUGCAAGUGUUAUUUUACUUCAAAUAUUAUUCUUCCGAAACUUCAAUAAUGAAUCAGAACAACGAAGUUGUAGCAACAGUCAGUCAUAACACAGAAAAGGCAACGUUUGACAUAAGCUAUCAUUUGGAAACAGCUGCAAUUGAAAAGAUUUUGAUACUAACAGGUGUAUUGAUGUGCACCAAGUAUAAACAACUGUACGAUAACAGUCUCAGUUAUUGUUGGCGAUUGAUUUUCAGGCAAUUAAUACUAUUUUUGAUCCUCUGUCUCAUGCUUCCCUUCGUAAUAACAAUAUAUGUGUGUAUGUUUUUAUCGGUCCUCUUGCUACUUCCUUUUCCUUAUUUUGCAGAAGGUGCCGAAAAUAAAAAAAAGUUGAUUAUGUUUUUAUGUAUCUGUCCAUGGUCUAUGUUUUGUGUUUGUAGUUACUGCAGAAAUGACCAAGCAGACCGCGAAUGUGGAUGUCUUAAUGACUGUUUUGACUUCAUUUAAUAACCAACACAUGUCGUUAAUUGCAAACAAUGCAGGUUAUUGAAUGUCAAUGUCUCAUUGAAUUUAAAACAUCAUAUUUUAGUUUUAAGUGUUAUUGUGAAUCAAUGUGAGCAGCACAUACAAUUGACGAAAAUACACCAAUUAGUUAUGACAAAAGAGAUAUGAAAAACUUUAGUAUUGUUUCUCAUAUUGUAUCUUUCUGACCUGCUGUAUUUAACAUAAAUAAAUGCAAUGUUGAUCUAAAAAAUUUCAUAA
Mytilus californianus (California mussel) is the source of this 1197-nucleotide messenger RNA. RefSeq lists its product as uncharacterized. The transcript is spliced from 8 exons. The record is from RefSeq and is a predicted model, not a curated record. The coding region runs from base 94 to 942 and encodes 282 amino acids. Lineage: Eukaryota; Metazoa; Mollusca; Bivalvia; Mytilida; Mytilidae.